Messenger RNA from Clunio marinus, 1380 nucleotides. The record is from the annotation of a GenBank genome assembly. NCBI's taxonomy places the organism in Eukaryota, Metazoa, Arthropoda, Insecta, Diptera, Chironomidae.
GUAUUGUCUGGAAAGCGUAGCAGUAAUUAAAUUUUGCAUCGUCAUGCCUCGAAAAAAGCCAACAUUACAGCUGGGAGUCUACGGUUCAUUCGACAUAAAUCCGGAAAAAGCUGUAACAUCGUACUUUGAAUCUAAAUUGCAAACUGAUCUCAUUUUUAAAAAACCCUGCUGGGAUGUUCCACGUGAAGGUCUUCAACAUGAAGCUCUUGAAAAUGAACGUAAAUUCAUUGAAUUGUCUACUCAGCAAGAAGUUUUUCAGAAAAAAGCCGCCAUUCAGAAAAAAAUAAACGAGAAAAAAAUUGAUGAUAUGCAUGAUACGCAGUUACAGCUGAGAGAUAAAUUCAUCAAAGUCAAUGAUUUCAUUAAAGAAUGUGUUGAGAAAACUGUUCGAACAGAAACACAAAUUGAAAAAGAGUUAAAACAGCAAAAGAUGCUCAAUGAGGAAAUAAAAGAAAUUUCGAGUGAUCUGAAUGAAUUGCUUACGUUUGAAGAGAAGUUUAAAGGAGUAAUUAAAGAACUUCAGCAUUAUGAAAACGUUUUCAAUGAAGUCAUUGAAACUUCCGGAACUUAUGAAUCAUUUGAAGACCUUAUGAGUCGCAGUGAUGCAUUAAUGCUUGCACAGGUCGAAAUUGCUGAACGUGAACAAGAGCUUAUUAAAGACAUCGAGUUGAUCAGACAAAAGAUUUUGAAAUCUACAUUUGAAGCAUCUCAAAAGAUCAUUGAACUAAAUACUGAGUUGGCUAGGAUUGAGAGAACUUAUAAUAAUGCGAAAGCUGAAGCGAUGAAAUGGGAAAUAACUUUAUCGAGAACCAAAGACUACAUUGCAGACAAUGAGAAGGAAACCAUCACUCUUAUGGAUUCAAUACAACAUUUAUAUCAGUUGUUGGCUGAGAGAAACGAUGAAAAGGUUAAACUGAAGAAAUAUGACAUUUCUGGCCAGCUCGAUUACAUUCAUGAAGAAAUUGAAGUCCUUGAAGACAUUAUCAAGCGUGCUCAUCAUAAAAUGGCUAAAGAGGGUAUGAGUUUACUUGGCGAAGGCACGAAUCGAUUCUUAAAUCCUGACAAAGAAACAAAUUUGUCAAAUUAACUUUUUAAUGAUUCCAUAGUGUUUUUAAUCAGAUUACAGAUAGGAUUAAUGUAAGAAGCGAUAAGUAAGCAAUAUUAAAACAUUUCAAUCUCAUAACAUGGCUUUUGCACCUGAUGAUCGACUUUGUUUGUAAAACAUUUUCUUUAGUUUCUUUUUGCAUCAGUUUGCAAUUUUAUCAUUGACAUUUAAGAACCUUUGCUUAAUAUCGCAAUUUGUUCGCUUAAGCUCUGUGUAAAAGAAAUUGCGAGAGUUUUAAACCUUAAUAAAAGUUUAUUAAUACAUUCUUAGCUUCU